UCGGGAGCCGUCUCCAUGGAAACCCCUGGGCAUAAGGCGCGUCCAAAUAGUAGAGGGUGGAGGCGGGGGAAGACAAGAGGCGCCUCGAAUCCCAGGCGUCCCGAAUCUGACCCUGGCCCCCAUCUAGGUUGGGGGUCCAACCCUGAUUCAAGCCCCAGCUCAGGUUCGAGCCUCCGCCCCCGCCCCCAUCCCCACCCCGACCAAGAGCCCAGUCUUGACCCAGGCCCUUAUCAGGACACCGGCCGCGAUUCUGAACCCAGCCCCGAUCUUGACUUCGGCACCGAUCCUGAUCCUAUCUCCAGUCCCGGCCCCGACUCCGGUCCUGACUCCGGUCCUGGCCCCGGCCCCGGCCCUGGCACCGGCCGCGACCCCGGCCCCGGCCCCGGCCCUGGCCCCGGCCAGGCUCCCGGCAUGUUGCGGGACGAGACCCUGGACGGGGCCACGGUGCCCUCCCUCUGGAGAGGGUCCCUGGAGAUCCGGAGUGAGCCGAAAAUUUGCCAGACUGCCAGCAUUUCCACUUCAGAAGAUGCCUGCCAAGCCCGAGAGCAGGUUGAUGCCGAGGUGCAGACUGAUCCGCCUUGUCCUGUGGCCCUACGCUAUGCAUCCCAGCAAGAUAUCCCUGGGUUGGCUUCAUUCCUCCGUCGGGUAGAAAACCUUAUUAUCCGGGAGCUGGAUAAGAACUGGCAGAGCCAUGCAUUUGAUGGCUUCGAGGUGAACUGGACAGAGCAGCAGCAGACGGUGAUCUGCCAGCACACCCUGUGCUACCCUUUGGCCCAGGCUCAGAAGCUGCAGGUGACCAGCGUCUCCUGGAAUGCCACUGGCUCAGUGGUGGCGUGUUCCUAUGGUCGUUUAGAUGAUGGUGACUGGAGCAUGGAGAAGUCUUUUGUGUGUACCUGGAACCUGGAUCGUCGGGGACUGAACCCCAGGCAGCCUUGUGCUGUGGUAGAGGUGCCCAGCUCAGUCAUGUGCCUGGCCUUCCAUCCAGCACAGCCCUCUCACAUUGCAGGUGGCCUCUAUAGUGGGGAGGUGGUAGUCUGGGACAUGAGCCGGCCUCAGGACCCCUUGCUCUGGAGAACAGGAAUGACGGAUGACACUCACACAGACCCUGUCUAUCAGGUUGCCUGGCUGCCAGAACCGCGGCACAGCCACCGCUUUCGGCUGCUGAGUGUCUCCACAGAUGGAAAGGUGCUGCUGUGGCAGGCGGCCGGUUCAGGACAGCUGCAGCUGACAGAGGGCUUUGCUCUGGUUGUCCAGCAGAUCCCCCGAAACACCAAGCUGAAGAAGCCUACCCGGGGUGAAACAGAGGUAGGGGUCACUGCCCUAGCCUUCUCCAGCUUUGACCCCAGCUUGUUUAUCCUGGGCACUGAAGGUGGUUUCCCACUCAAAUGUUCGACGGCAGUGGAAGUGGCAGCCCUUACCCGAAUGCCCAGCUCCCUGCCACUCCGAGCGCCUGCCCAGUUUACCUUCUCCCCUCAUGGUGGCCCCAUCUACUCUGUGAGCUGCUCACCCUUCCACAGGAACUUGUUUCUGAGUGCUGGGACAGAUGGCCACAUCCACCUCUAUUCCAUGCUGCAGGCCCAACCCUUGACGUCGCUCCAGCUCUCCCACAAAUACUUGUUUAGUGUGCGCUGGUCUCCUGUCCGUCCUUUGGUCUUUGCUGCUGCCUCUGGGGAAGGAGACAUCCAGCUGUUUGAUCUCAGGAAGAGUUCCCAGAAGCCCACAGUUUCUAUCAAGCAAACCCCGGAUGAAAGCCCAGUAUACUGUCUAGAAUUCAAUCUUCAACAGACUCAACUCCUGGCUGCUGGGGAUGCCAAAGGGGUUGUAAAAAUAUGGCAGCUAAGUACAGAGUUCACAGAACAAGCACCCCGGGAAACAGAAGAUCUGGACCAAUUGGCAACUGAGGUGGCUAGUUAAGGACUAGCUUUCCUUUUGCAAGAAGGUAGUGACAAGCAGACAUGAGCAGCAUAGGGCAAACUCUUACCCAUGGUAUAAGGAAUGUUUAAAGGCUUGGAGGGAGAAUUCUGCUCCUAUAAGCAGAUACUUGAGUAAGUCUUUGGGUAUAAUGAAGAUUCAGGCAUUUGCUAAUGAUUAAAAAGAAAAAAACCUU
Dromiciops gliroides (monito del monte) is the source of this 2107-nucleotide messenger RNA. RefSeq names its product dynein 2 intermediate chain 2 (gene DYNC2I2). Gene Ontology annotation, biological process: intraciliary transport. The record is from RefSeq and is a predicted model, not a curated record. Gene Ontology annotation, molecular function: dynein heavy chain binding; dynein light chain binding. Gene Ontology annotation, cellular component: cytoplasmic dynein complex; ciliary plasm. Bases 16 to 1914 code for a protein of 632 amino acids. The transcript is spliced from 9 exons. NCBI's taxonomy places the organism in Eukaryota, Metazoa, Chordata, Mammalia, Microbiotheria, Microbiotheriidae.